Acanthopagrus latus (yellowfin seabream) is the source of this 1119-nucleotide messenger RNA. It is a transcript of the gene aqp12, whose product is annotated as aquaporin 12. Gene Ontology annotation, cellular component: cytoplasm. Gene Ontology annotation, molecular function: channel activity. The coding region runs from base 100 to 939 and encodes 279 amino acids. Lineage: Eukaryota; Metazoa; Chordata; Actinopteri; Spariformes; Sparidae. The record is from RefSeq and is a predicted model, not a curated record. The transcript has 3 exons.
CAUGUGCCACGUUGUCAAACAGAAAGCAGGCUUGUUCAGUCAGACCCCCUCAUUCAUCUCUUUUUGAACAGGAACAGCAGGGGACGGCCGACGUGAGCCAUGUCUGGACUCAACGCAUCUCUCGGAUACUUCGUGGCCGUCGUGGUCUUCGCAGCCUCAGUUCGAACGCUCCUCAGGAAAUGGCCGAGGUUGAGCUUCAUGACAGAGUUCGCCUCUGCUUUCAUGCUGGUGGCAUGUCGGCUGGAGGUGCAGACCAUUGUGGAGGUGGGUGAGUGGGCUGGAGGCCUGGGCCCUGAUGUGACUGUGACCAUGCUGUUUGUGGUGCUGUUGACCCAGGGUGUGAUCUGUGGCAAUGCCACAGGGAACACCAACCUGGUGUUGCUAAAGUUCCUGCAGCUGGAGGCCACCACCCUGCCCACUCUCCUUGCUGUAGCAGCCCAGUUCCUCGGGGCCUUCCUUGGCCUCCUUGCAGCUGGAUACUACUGGGGCCUGGAGCUGACAGACAUGCACAUGAUCAAAAACCUGAUGGCGAGAGAGUGCAGCACCUCCCUGCAAGUCUCUCUGCUUCAGGGGUUUUUCACAGAGUGUGUUUGCGCGCUCGUCUUUCAUCUGAUCCACUUAAACCUGGAGCGCAGAUCCGCUUUGAUCCGGGUGCCCCUGAUCGCUGUCCUCCUCACUUUCCUGUCCCACACAGGUAGAGGCUACACCUCAGCUUACAUAAAUCCAUCCCUGGCCUAUGGCCUCACCUUCCACUGCCCUGGAUUUACCUUCACAGAGUAUGCUGUGGUCUACUGGCUGGGCUCUUUCACAGGCAUGACAGUGGCUCUUCUCCUGUACAUGGGUCACAUCCCGAGGAUCUUUGCCAAGAACCUGCUGUACAGUCAGAAGACACGUUUCAGAGUGCCGAAGGGGGACAAAGGAGAAAAGAGGAAAAUGUGAAAAGAAACUACAACCAUUUUAUUUUCUUUUAAAUCAUCAGGGAAAGUAUUUGGCAACAAAUUGUUAUCAGUCAAAAGAUAUUUACUGUUGCCUGUACAGAAAAUGUAAAAUUAAAAAAAAAGUCAAGUUAAUGCAUUUUCCAUUGUUGUUGGCAGUUUUUAAUAAAACUAUUGGUAUCAA